Molecule: messenger RNA, 1104 nt
Organism: Epinephelus fuscoguttatus (brown-marbled grouper)
Lineage: Eukaryota; Metazoa; Chordata; Actinopteri; Perciformes; Serranidae
Product: homeodomain-interacting protein kinase 1-like
Exons: 9
Coding region: 262-1104 (280 amino acids)
Biological process (GO): positive regulation of transcription by RNA polymerase II; intrinsic apoptotic signaling pathway in response to DNA damage by p53 class mediator; peptidyl-threonine phosphorylation
Cellular component (GO): cytoplasm; PML body; nucleus
Molecular function (GO): transcription corepressor activity; ATP binding; SMAD binding
Source: RefSeq, a predicted model, not a curated record
GAACGAAAGCCUAAGUUUUGUGCAUCUUUGUUUAUACAAACAGCUCACAUAUGUGCGACAUGACGGGGAAGGAGUGGAGUGAUGGCUGAGAAGCAAGCCAAGCUCAUCUGGGUUUCAGGACCCACUGCAUGGAAUCUUUUCAUUUUACUGAGAGCAGUCGAACAGACAACACGCUUGAAGUUAUCCAAACAUUUCAACCGAGUGAUCGCAAGAAGUGGACUGUAAACAAGCUUCUGUGAUAUAACUUUGUGAGGAGACAAAAUGGACGAAAACGACUUCAGUUCACCAUCAUUCUCUGGCCGUAACGCCAUUAAAUUUCCCAGCCAGUACAAGUUUGUGAAGGUUCUGGGAGAGGGUGGUUUCGGGAAGGUGGUGAAAUGCUGGAAGACGGACUCAAGACAAGUCGUAGCUGUAAAGGUCCCCUUAUACCCAGACGAGGAGGACAGGGAGAUUUCCAUCAUGAAAAAGUUGAUGCGCCUCAAACUCGACCAGUACAACAUUGUCAAGUUCUUUGACUGGUUCGACACGAGCUACGGAAGGGCGCUGGUGUUUGAGAUGUUGGACAUCAGCUUAGAGGAUUACAUUCGGCAGACCAACUGUGCCCCCAUGCGACUGAGUGACAUCAGAGCCAUCAUCCAACAGCUGGCCACAGCACUGGAGGCCCUGAAGAGGAAUGGAGUGAUCCAUAAUGAUAUAAAAGCAGACAAUAUCAUGAUGGUGAAUCACCGGAAACGACCCUUCAGUGUCAAGCUGAUAGACUUUGGCGUGGCCUUGCUGAGCUCUAAAGCCAAACAGGGCAUGACUGUGCCGACCAUAAACAGAUCUCCAGAAAUUAUUUUAGGCCUUCCAUUUUCUGAGGGCAUUGACAUGUGGUCGCUGGGCUACACAUUGGCUAUCAUGGUCAUCGGUGAUGAACUGAUCCCGUUAGCAUAUGAGUAUGAUGCAAUUAAUGCCAUUGUUAAAUUCCUGGGUCAGCCGCCAGACCAUCUUCUUAAUAAUGGACUGAGUCCAAAUCCUGGAGGCUCAAGACACAUCAGGAGUUCUGGGGACGAUGCCCUCACAGACCCCGCACUCUCAGCUGUUAUUCCUCUCUGGAUGAUCUGA